GUGAAGAACCGGUGCACAGACAUUUACGGCUAACAGAUGGACAAUUCGAUGAAAUAUGUGCGGAAUACCAUAAUUGGAGACAACAACAAGGAGGAGGAAACAGGAGGUAUUUAUUCUCUGUGAAGAGAAUGGAGACAUUUUUGCUGUAUUUGGCCUCUGGUGGCUACCACCGACAAAUUGGAUACACACAGGGUAUAGCCAAAUCAACAGCCAUAUUACACAGUAGGGAAGUUUCAGACUUCUUUAUGGAUAUAGCUGGCGAGCACAUUGCAUUUCCACGGAGGGAAGAACUUGACCAGUUAAGCACUAGCCUUCGGGAUAUAGAUGGUGUUGAAAAACAUGUUGUCAUGUAUUUGGAUGGUGUAAUCAUAAAAAUUCAGCGUCCAGAUCAUGCUGGAGACGCUUACUACUGUGGCCGGCCUGGUAAAAGCUGUGACUCUAUAAACACCCAGUAUAUUGUUGACAAGUUUGGCAGAGUACGUCAUCUCAUCACAGGGCUUCCAGGAGCAACACAUGACAAGACUGCUACAGAAUGGGGUGAUGACUUCAUGAGAUACUUGGAUCAACUUCCGGACGAUGAUGUUGUGCUUGGUGAUGCUGCUUACCGGAAUUUGCAUCCUGCUGUUUUGGUCCCAUUUAUAGGAAAUAACCUUCAACCAGACCAGUUCGCUUUCAACAAUCGCUGUACCAGAAUUCGUCAAAUUGUUGAACGUACCAUUGGGGCAUCUGAACUCAAAUGGCGCAUGAAUCAAAUGAAGGAGAAUAGGUAUCGUGCCAAGUAUGGCCCCUUAUUUGCUGCCAAAUGUACCAUUGCAACUUGUGUGUUACAUAAUCGAUACACCAAUUUCUUGGGGUAACAUCUGUGGUCACAACCCCAAGAUGAACCUAAUUACUAAGUUAUAGAAAACAAAGAUAAUAGUUUGUAUUAACUCUGAACUUUGUUCAAUAAAAACUCUAAGCAAAAUGCACAACCUGUACUCUAAAGACGGUGAUUAUCUUCCAUCAAAAAAUAUUUUUGCUUUCAUUUCUUACCUCUACACGAGAAACAACUAAAAUAUGCCGGUACAAAAUAUGAUUAAGGCAAGUGCUAAUCAGUGGAUAGAAUCAAGAAUCAUUCUUAAUUAAUCAUGAUAUUGAUAAUUACUCAUGGAUA
Messenger RNA from Lineus longissimus, 1153 nucleotides. RefSeq lists its product as uncharacterized. NCBI's taxonomy places the organism in Eukaryota, Metazoa, Nemertea, Pilidiophora, Heteronemertea, Lineidae. The record is from RefSeq and is a predicted model, not a curated record. Bases 129 to 857 code for a protein of 242 amino acids. The transcript has a single exon.